This is a messenger RNA of Nerophis lumbriciformis (worm pipefish), 1872 nucleotides long. Lineage: Eukaryota; Metazoa; Chordata; Actinopteri; Syngnathiformes; Syngnathidae. The record is from RefSeq and is a predicted model, not a curated record.
AUGGGUGAGAAGGAGCUCGCUGCGUUCAGGGAGCGCUGGAAACGGGAAUUGUGGUGUCAAAAAGUGGAGCGGCGGCUCGGUCACUCUUCGUCCUCCAGUUCCAGGAGCGAAAAUAGUGACGCGAGUCCAGGUAAAAGUGAGGGAAAAUCCGAGAACGCUAGUGGCGUGGAAGAGCCUGGCUACGUUUCCAUCGCCAGGGGCUUGUUGGGCGGCAGAACUAGCCCCCUUUUGGAACGACUAGAGGAAGAGAGGAUCAAAAGGAAGAAGAAAUAUCGAGACGAUACCGAUUGCUACAGGGAGUCCCUGAGGUACCCUCAGAAAAAAGUCGAGAAAGAUGAGCAGCUGGUAGAUCAACUCAUUGUAGACCUGAAUGAGGCCAAUGACAUCCCUUUUUUUGACAUGGAGUUGCCGUAUGAAUUGGCCCUGAAAAUAUUCCAAUACCUCAACCACACAGAUCUUGGCCGAUGUGCACAGGUGAGCAGAGUGUGGCGAGCUCUGGCCGAGGACGACGUGUUGUGGUUUAGGCUGUUUGCAGCGGAUGGGCUCCGGCGCGACGCCAUUGUGUCAGACUCGCCCUGCUGGAAGGCCACCCUGCGAGACUGCCGUAUAGCGGCAGCUAACGUGCGAGCCAACUGGAAGAAUCGCAUCGGCUGCAUCAGCCAGCUUCAGUUCGAGCUAGGAAAAGUGUUGUGCGACGUCAGCUCCUGUGACAACUACGUCCUUGCAGGGUACUCUUCGGGUGACACAAGGCUGUGGAACACGUCGCAUUGGGACCUGCCGUCAUCUUAUCUCAAAUCCAACCGACUGUCAGCGCUCAGCGAACCCAGGCCGCAUGUCACACACGUGCAGGUUGCUGGCGACGUGGCGGCCGCUGCCUACCGAGAUGGUUGUGUGGAUUUGUGGAGCACACAGAUGGGUGGUGAGCCCAUUUACCACCACCAAACAGCAGGAGUCCACGAGGCCUUGGUCCUCAGCCUGGAUGGCUCGGUCCUGGCUUCCGCCACAGAUUGUGAUGUCAGACUAGACGGUGCUGAUGACUGCGGCACAUGGAAGAUGCUUUCCCUGAUCCGCCUUCCUAAGCCCGUUUACAAUUUGGUGUUGGUGCCCGGCAGCAGGGGUCAGCGACGUGCGCUCACCGCAGCGGCGGCUGGGGAGUCCGUGUACCUGCUUGACGAAGAGGAAGAGCCGAGGACGCUUCACUCGGUGUACGGUCACCCCGUCACUUGCUUGGAUGCCUCUGAGCAGCUCGUCGCGCUGGGAGUCAAGCACAGCAGCUGGACUAUGCAUGAUGGAGGCAACAAGAUCCACGUGUACAACAUAGAGACGGGCAAGGCACUGGCGUGUGUCGGAGAUGCACCAGGCGACUUCACUUGUGUGCAAUUUGAUGAUGUCAGCGCACCGCACAUGAUGCUUUGUGGGAACAAAGACAGGAGGGUGCGUGUGUUUGAUCUGCGAUUGGGUUCGUGCGUGUCGUCUUUGUACGCACACCAGUUGGGUGUGACGUCGGUGCGUGGGGAUGACUGGAAGGUGGUGAGCGGUGGCGGUGAGGGCCUGGUGUGCGUGUGGGAGAUGAGGAUGGGAAGCAAGCUGUGGGAGAUGCACAACAGACAUCCCGUGAAAUACAUUAGUUUCGACAGCCACACGCUGCUGACUGCAAACAUCCCCGACGACAAGACGCCCCGGGGGGCGUGCAUCACUGACGACGACCUUACAGCUCAUCGUAGGCACCGGGGAGUCAUCUGCCACUACGACUUCUCAGAGGACACGGAAGCCCGUGAAAGCGUCCUUCCAAUUUGCAGGUCUGACUACGAUCAAUCUCACGGCUACAACUACAACAUCGCACUCGCCAUGCCCUACGACUACCUCAGGUGA